Sebastes umbrosus (honeycomb rockfish) is the source of this 2022-nucleotide messenger RNA. Its product is annotated as phosphatidylinositol transfer protein alpha isoform-like. Gene Ontology annotation, cellular component: cytoplasm. Gene Ontology annotation, biological process: phospholipid transport. Gene Ontology annotation, molecular function: phosphatidylinositol binding; phosphatidylinositol transfer activity; phosphatidylcholine intramembrane carrier activity. Lineage: Eukaryota; Metazoa; Chordata; Actinopteri; Perciformes; Sebastidae. The record is from RefSeq and is a predicted model, not a curated record. Bases 195 to 1007 code for a protein of 270 amino acids. The transcript has 12 exons.
UGAAACUAAAGGUGGAGUCUCCUCCUCUCUGGAGGCCGCGCCCAUCACACAGCAGCUCACACCGUCUCUAACAGGAAGAAACACCGGAUUAAAACAGCCAUAAGCGGUGAAUGAACGGCAGCUUUCCAGAGGAUUUUACCCGGGUUUCCCUCUCUCUCUCGUGUAUGCUGCUGUCUGGACGGUGACCAGUCAACAUGUUGAUUAAAGAGUUCCAAAUCGUCCUGCCCAUUUCAGUGGAGGAGUACCAAGUGGGUCAGCUGUAUACAGUAGCAGAGGCCAGCAAGAAUGAGACGGGUGGAGGAGAAGGCGUGGAGGUGUUGGUCAACGAGCCCUAUGAGAACGAUGAUGGAGAGAAGGGACAGUACACCCACAAGAUCUACCACCUGAAGAGUAAAGUGCCACGAAUUAUCGCUAGGCUCGCGCCGAAAGGUUCUCUCGAGGUUCACGAGAAGGCCUGGAAUGCAUAUCCUUACUGUAAAACCGUCAUUACGAAUGUCUACAUGAAAGAAAAGUUCUCUAUUACGAUUGAGACGUGGCACAAGCCUGACAUGGGGCAGGAGGAUAAUGUACACGGACUGGAGGGUAUAAAAUUGGAGAAAAGGGAAGUAAUUCCCAUUGACAUUGCUGACAAUAAAGGCAUAAGUCCAAAGGAUUACAAGGAGGAUCAAGAUCCAACCAUCUUUAAGUCAGAGAAGACAGGUAGAGGGCCUCUGGGACCUCAGUGGCAGGGAGAACUCGCUGACAACCCCAACUGUCCACACAUGUGUGCCUACAAGCUAGUCAGUGUUGAUUUCGUCUGGUUUGGAUUACAGAACACUGUGGAGAGUAUCAUUCAGAAGAUGGAGAGGCGUAUAUUCACCCACUUCCACAGACAGCUGUUCUGCUGGAUUGACAAAUGGCACGGUCUGACGAUGGAGGACAUACGACGCAUGGAGGACGAGACAAAGAAGGAGCUGGAUGAGAUGAGGCUCAAUGAUCAAAUUAAAGGCAUGAGUGUUGAAGGCUAACACAAUCACUCUGAUACGGGAGGGUUCGACUCCAUUUAGCAAGCUCAGACUCCUCUCCUUGGACACUGGACCUAGAACAGCCUGAUAGGCAUAAUCAAGAACACCACACUUACAUUCAAAUAAAAUUUGCUCUUAAUAAGAGCUCAUUAUUGUAAAGCAAUUUUGUGUAUUUAUGUACUACAUUUGAAUACAAUUACAGCAUAUUUUAGUUUUUUUUUUUUUUUUAAGGGGCAAGUUUGGGGAUCCGUUUUGAGGGUGAAGCGUUCUUGCUUACGCCUAAUUGGUCCUCUUACAUUUUAAAACAUUAGGGAAAAGGUGCGGGUUCUCUCUGAGGAAACAUUUCUGAUUACUGUUAUCCUUUUUUAAUUGCAGUUAUUUGGGUUUUGUUCUUUUUCUUUAUUUUGUAUUUUCCAGUUCUCUGUGAUUUGUUUGGUUUUUAUUUAUUGUUUAAAAUUGUGCCUCAUGACUACAUCCACAAAAGCUCUGGUUACCAGGAUCAAUUGCUUUUGAAAAAAAAAAAAAAAAUCUGUUAAUUUCCUGAUCUCACAAGUGCACUUAUUGCUCUGUUUUGUUAAACUGAAAAUUCUUCCACCCUCAAGUAAUUUGAUUCAUCAUAACAUGGUGGCUGGAGGCCACAUAAAACCUAUUACAUGUGAGGUAUUUACUUUGAAAAGACUCCCAUCAGAGACAUUUAAUCUUAUUGAACAUAGUAAAUGCUGGUCUAACUACACCUGGUGUUUGUCAGGUGGUCGGUUUAGCUUCAUACAAAGAUGCCAGCGGCUGUAAUUCUAGCUUUGGGUUGAAGUUUUCAGUGUUGGUGAUGAUGAUAAUAAUAAUAAUAUGAUGAUGAUGAUGAUGAUGAUGAUGAUAACAAUGACGCAUGAAGCAGUUCUGUUUUGGAUUCCAAACUUGGCCGACAUCAUUGUAAAUCUUGUCCUGUGCUGAAUGAAAUAUCCUGGAUUUUAAUGUUAUGAGUUAUAUGAUUGUGUAGUAUAUUAAAGACACUGUAAAUGUU